Molecule: messenger RNA, 1161 nt
Organism: Corylus avellana
Lineage: Eukaryota; Viridiplantae; Streptophyta; Magnoliopsida; Fagales; Betulaceae
Source: RefSeq, a predicted model, not a curated record
CAUAUUUGAUAUACAAUUAAAUAAAUCAUUAAAACAACAAAUAAAAAAAAUCAAACAUGAAUUCCAAAGCCUCUUGUCUCGUAUCCUUUGCUCUCUUCCUUCUCUUCUCCUCCGCCGCCGCCGCCUUCAACAUCACGAAGCUCCUCGGCCGCCACCCAAAUUUCAGCUCCUUCAAUGACUAUCUCACCCAAACUCAAAUCUCCCAACAAAUCAACAGUCGCAAUACAAUCACCGUUCUCGCCGUCGACAACAAAGCCAUCGCUAGCAUUUCUGGAAAACCCUUGGACACGAUCAAGAAGAUCCUGAGCGUCCAUGUGGUGCUUGACUACUUUGAUGUCCAGAAGCUCACCAUGCUACCCAAAAAGACCACCAUCCUCACCACCUUAUUCCAAUCCAGCGGCGCCGCCGCCAACCAAGAAGGGUUCUUGAAUGUUUCGCUUGUCAAUGAGGGUGAGAUCGCUUUUGGGUCCGCUGUGAAGGGUUCCAUUCUCACCGCCAAGCUUGUUUCGUCGGUGGCGGCUCAGCCGUAUAACAUCUCUGUGCUUCAAAUUACAGCUCCUAUAGUGCCUCCUAGUAUUGAUCAAGCGGCGUCGCCACCUAAGGCUGCUAAAUCGCCUGCCGCAGCACCCAAGAAGUCGCCGGCAACGCCUCCGACUCAAGCGCCGUCAAGCACACCGGCGGUCGAAGCUCCUACGCCAUCUCAAGAAGUGGUCGCUGAUGCCCCUGUAGUUUCGCCAUCAUCUGCACCUGUGGCUGAUGCGCCGGUGGUUGACAAUACACCAGUUGGCUCUCCGACGGCUGAUGAUGAAAUCACUCCGUCUCCAGCUCCUGCUUCAGAGCCUAAAUCGGAUUCUUCACACACCGGUGUGGCUUUCGGCAUUGCUGGUGUUGGGGUGGUGAUGGGUUUGGUGUCGUCAUUGGUGGCUUUCUAAGAUAAGUCCAUGAACGUGGAAUGAGAAAGAUAAAUUGGAACAAAGAAGAGAAUUGAAGGGGAGGGAAAUUAGUUGAAUUUGAAUUUUUCUUUUUUUAAUUUAAAAGGCUUGGAUGAAUCAUGUAUCAGAAAUUGAUGAGAAAUACGUUGUUGCAUAUGAGAUUGAAUGGAACGGAAAGCUUAGGCAAUUCAUAACCUUGUGUAGAAAAAGGAAUUAAAAUCAAAGGAGG